AUUCAUUUGUAUCAUUUUUCGUUUCAAUCAACUUGGGAUAUGGGAAGAAUCAUUUUUUCACUAAUUGAGACUUUUUAACCUUGUUUUAUUAAACUAAGUGCUGAUGUUGAAAUCUUGGAUUGAAAGUUCAAACUACCAUUUUUAUUGGUAAAUGAACUACUUCAGCUUAAGUAAUUAGUACCCAUAUUUUCGACUGCAGAAUUUUUGUAGUUUCAGAAGAUUUAAACUUCUGAAAAUGAAAUACGAAAGAAGAUCAUAUAUGUCCUGAAUAUAGCUGCUUGUUCAGUAGUUGUAGAUGAUUUCAGGCUCCCAGCAACACGGAGCUUCCGGGAGCACGACGUGCAUUAUUAAGGCCACAGGUGGUGGGGCAUUCAAGUACGCAGAUCUUUUUAAAGAAAAGCUUGGGAUUUCUCUUGACAAGGCAGAUGAAAUGGACUGUCUUGUGGUCGGAGCAAAUUUUCUGCUUAAGGCUGCAGCUGAUGAUCAGAUUCAAGUUAUUGAGAUGAUUAAACUCUUGGAAACAAGGGGUUCGAAGACUUUUUAAAGUUUGGUUCCAACAUUUGUACAAAAUUGUAUAAAAUAUCAGUUAUACAAAUUUAUAGUUGUAUUCUUAUAUUUUAAUGAUCUUAUAAUUUGUUUUCUCACCAAAAGCAGAAAAAGAAAUAUGAUACUCCAAUUUGGGUGCCCACACAGGGCAUCUUUUUUUUU
Messenger RNA from Pyrus x bretschneideri (Chinese white pear), 708 nucleotides. Its product is annotated as pantothenate kinase 1-like. Gene Ontology annotation, molecular function: pantothenate kinase activity; ATP binding. The transcript is spliced from 3 exons. Gene Ontology annotation, cellular component: cytosol; nucleus. The record is from RefSeq and is a predicted model, not a curated record. Gene Ontology annotation, biological process: coenzyme A biosynthetic process. Bases 296 to 544 code for a protein of 82 amino acids. Lineage: Eukaryota; Viridiplantae; Streptophyta; Magnoliopsida; Rosales; Rosaceae.